Mycena indigotica is the source of this 1716-nucleotide messenger RNA. RefSeq lists its product as uncharacterized. Lineage: Eukaryota; Fungi; Basidiomycota; Agaricomycetes; Agaricales; Mycenaceae. The transcript has 2 exons. The record is from RefSeq and is a predicted model, not a curated record. The coding region runs from base 28 to 1716 and encodes 562 amino acids.
CUAACCGUCAACUUGCCGCGACAGUCAAUGCACCGAUGCUUGGCCAUUCUAGAGAUUCUCGAGAACAUAUUCUCCUAUUUCAGCAGUCAUUACGCAGGCGACAUUCCGACUCUCGCUGCGCUGGCACGGACAUGUAAAGCUUUUAUGGGCCCUGCGCUCGAUGUCUUGUGGUACCAACAGGGGAGCCUCGAAAAUGCAUUGAAGUGUCUUCCGGACGACUGUUGGAAGAGAACUACCGUGCAUGAAGAGCUGGCAGGUUCUCGCAGGUCCUGGCAAACAAUUAAAUUCACACGUAAUCUGACUCAGCAGGACUGGGAGCACGCUCAAAAGUAUCUCUGUCGCGUAAAGCAGUUGGACCUCCCUCAUGGAUGGAACUUGCCUGGUCCAAUGGCACAUAUCCACUUGUUGGAGCCGAUUGAACGGUCGCUUCCCGGGCGUCGCCUUUUCCCCAACAUUCGUCAUCUGUCCUGGAAACCAAGCGACCGUUACCUCUCCGCUGCACAAUCAACCCGCUGGCUUCGGCUCUUUGUAGGCCCCAAUCUUCGAUCCCUCGAAGUCCAUGGCAACACUUUAAAGACUGCCUCCGACAUUCACUUACUGGCCUCCCUGGACAUUCCACUUGCGCAUCUUCACAAUCUCGUUAUCCUCUUAUGCAACGACCACUAUGACUCUGUCAUUUGCACGAGCUCAGAACUGGCCUCAAAGCUGGGCCAAAUAAAAAAACUGACGCUUCCGGCAAUAAAUGCCGUCGCGCUGAACCAUCUAUCCCUCCUUCCAAAUCUCAGCCAGUUGACACUUACCCAACCGCAAAUCGACGACAUAGGAGUGCCUGCGUCUCCAUUGCCGCUGGACCCGCAACCUUUCGCUGCGCUUUCUCGGUUAGACCUAAGAAACUGCAGAGCUGCAUUCGCGGUCGACUUGAUCAACUCCGCUCGUCUGUGGAAGCUUGCUCAUCUCGAAGUUAACAGCUGCUUCCCCGAGCUUCAGAGGGAUCUAGAUGCGCUGUACGUGGCUGCUGGCUCUCGAUGCACAACGGACAAUCUUAGGAUACUUUGUCUCGGCCCUCCCGAGGACGAGACCAUCAACGACCCAGCCACGAAUGAACCAAGGGAAAAUUAUGCGCUGACAGGACUGUCUUUAGUCCCCCUCUUCAAAUUCUCCAACCUCCACUACGCAGACCUCCAACCCCCCGCCGGGUUCCUCAUCGACGACGACACCAUCUCCAAGUUAGCGCGCUCCUGGCCACUUGUCGAAUAUCUAACCCUGCGGUCCGGAUCCGCAAUCCAGGCGCGGCCACUGACCACCAUCCGAGCGCUCCGCACCUUCGCGAAACACUGCAAGUUGUUGGUGGGGCUCAGCAUACCUGUUGACGCCUCCGACGUCCCCGACUUCGACACGUAUAGUCAGCGGCGCAUCACGCAGAGUAACCUCACCCAUGUGAACAUGGGAAUCUCACCCAUCGCCGACCCCAGUGCCGUCGCACGCUUUCUCUCCGGCCACUUCCCGUGCCUUGACUAUGUCGAAACUUUGAAUGACCGGAGAUGGAGUGACCAAUACCACAGAAUAAUGGAGCGAGGAGAAGAGGAGGAAACUGAGCGAUCGUACCAUGUGCUGUGGACGGAAGUCAGCAAAAUGCUGUCGCUUUGUCAAGCGGUGCGCCAGGAAGAGCAAUUUUGGGCUGAGAAACAAGGAGCGGAAACUUCCAGAACAACUUGA